Molecule: messenger RNA, 1098 nt
Organism: Monoraphidium neglectum
Lineage: Eukaryota; Viridiplantae; Chlorophyta; Chlorophyceae; Sphaeropleales; Selenastraceae
Exons: 2
Coding region: 1-1098 (365 amino acids)
Source: RefSeq, a predicted model, not a curated record
AUGGAUGCAGCAACUGUCACCCGAGCGCUCGGCGAUCAGCGGCACCCGAUGUGGCGCCCUGCAUCAGCGGCAGCAGUGCUGCCAGCGCGCCGACAUUCGUGCAAAUGGGGCUCGCCUCCUGUACGACGCGCCACUCAAGGCUCCAAGGGCGCUGACGAGUCAGAAGAGGAAGCCUUCUGGUUUGUGACUCAGGGCCUGGAGCGGCGCAAGGCGCGCGAGGAGGCUGCGGCGCGCCUGAAACAGCAGCAGCAGCAGCAGCUUGGAGGCAGCAAUCACACAACUGAUGGCAAAAUCAAUGCAGCAGCAGACGCACCCACAACAGCGACAGCAGCAGCAGCAGCGGCGGCAGCAGGCGCCCCACCACCGGCCGCGUCGCCGCGGGAGCCAGCGCCGCCGCAGCGCGAGUGGGCGCGUGCCGCGCGGCGGCAGGCGCUGCAGCUGGCCGCCGGCCUGGCCGCCCUGAUCCUCGCGCCCGCCGUGCUGAGCCCGGGCGGCAUCUCAUCCCCCCGCGUGUGGCUCCUGUUCGCCGCCUAUUUCGCAUUCUUUGCCAGCGGCUCAGUGCGUCGCAUCCUGCGCCACGGCCCGCUCGCCCCCGCCCGCGAAGACGCGCAGCGCCGUGGGCCCGCGCGGGCCGCGUCGCUGCUCGCCUUCAUCGCGGCGAUGCCCGUAAUCCACUGGCUGCCUCUGCGUCGGUUCCUAUCUAUCGCCGCAGCGGCGCCGCUUGACCGCGCGGCGGGGCUCACUCUGUACGAUCUGUUGGGGGCGGCCUGCAUCGCGGCUGCGAUCCGGCUCAACUGGUGGGCGGCGGACGCCCUUGGGUCGGCGUACGAUAGAGUGGUCGCGCCCAAGCAACUGGUGAAGGACGGGCCGUACAAGCUGGUGCAGCACCCCAUAUACGGCUCCUACAUGCUCCUGUUCUGCGGCUACUGCCUGGCCUGCCACUCCGCGCCCUUCGCGCUGCUGGCGGCCUGGAUAUGCGCCGCUUACUACCGGCGCCGCGCGCGGCUGGAGGCCGAGGUGCUGCGGGCGGCGUUUGGGGCCGAAUACGAUGACUAUUGCCUUCGAACCCCCAAGCUGUUUGUGCCUUACGUCGUGUAA